AUGCACAAGGCCUCACCGGGCUACCUGUUAGGAGGGGCCUCGUUGUUCUCAACAAUCAUUGUCACUGUCCUUGAUGGUGUGUGUUACAUAUCUUCUCGAGCUUUGACACCAGAUAACUCUUUCAUCGAGGCGGUCAUUGUCAGCUUCAGCACUAUCAGUUGCUCUGUGGUUCUUGCGUUGAUGCUGAUCCUCGCGAACGAUUUGAAGAUUGAUGCUAGGCUGCUCCGACAGGGUUGGAGAACGAUCACCUACGGCACUGGCAUCGGAUAUCUCAUCGUUGCUGCUGGGGUAACGGCAGGAGGAUUAACGUGGAACGCCUUGGAAGCUGUGAGCAAGGUGAAGAAGUCAAACGUUGAUCCGUAUCAACAAGCACUGUUUAUUUCUCGCUGUGUCUUAUGGGCAAUUUCGGUUCUCUCACAAGGAAUGUUGUGCGGAGUGCUCUUGACAACCAUCACGAAUCAUGACAGCCGCAGUCAAUGGCCGACUUUGAUCUCGUACGAACUUAGCACUAUCACCCCCAGCCGUUCGGAAAUACUCCAGAAAGGAACAUCUUACACACCCUCGUCCAUUGCCGACUCGCAAUCUCCAUCGGUUGACACUAUAUCUCGUCACCAAUCAUCGGUUUCGAGGGAAACGUCUCGACGGUCAGUUCGUUAUUCCGGUAGAACACUGAUUCAGUCAGACUCCAAGCCUAACUCAUUCGAGCUUGAUUACACUACCGUUUCCUUUCCCGAAAGCGCAACGACACGCACCAAGAUAGGCGGCUAUCAUGAAGGCCAGGCCAGUGAAGACAAUCAAAGCAGACCACAGCACCUCCAGCGGAGCACUUCACAGAUCAAACGGUCCCUUGACAGUGUGAUGCUUCGCGCUUCGUCGACUCUGUCAUCCUCCACGCUAUCAGAGGCCGCCAAACAGCCACCCUCCACACUGAAGCUUCCGGAUGAAAGCAACAUACACCCGCUUUUUCGGUCUGGUACUCGGUCCCCUCCUCCAACAGCCACGCCAAGCACAAUGGUAGUCGCCGCGCCAGAUGCGGGUCAGACGAUUACCGUUAAGACUCUGCAAAGAAUGAGGUCGACACGUUCAUUCGGGACUUACACCUCACGGAGGAAGUCUCCUCUGCUUGCGCAGACAGAUCAUCUCUUUGAGGAUGUGGAGCAUAGGGCAGGGUCAAUCUCUAGUUAUGCCAACAGCGAGCGCGCUUGA
Molecule: messenger RNA, 1206 nt
Organism: Aspergillus mulundensis
Lineage: Eukaryota; Fungi; Ascomycota; Eurotiomycetes; Eurotiales; Aspergillaceae
Exons: 1
Coding region: 1-1206 (401 amino acids)
Source: RefSeq, a predicted model, not a curated record